Messenger RNA from Spirodela intermedia, 1761 nucleotides. The record is from the annotation of a GenBank genome assembly. NCBI's taxonomy places the organism in Eukaryota, Viridiplantae, Streptophyta, Magnoliopsida, Alismatales, Araceae.
AUGGCCCCAUCACCCCACUACUGCGGCCUUCCCCGGUGGGGUGCUUCCUCGACUCCCCUUCUCUCGCUCGUUCUCGCAGGGAUCUUCCUACUCGGGUGCUCCGCCCCGCGCGCCCUCUGCUACGAGCGCCCGCCGGCGAGGGCGGUCCUCACCAUCCCCCCCCCUGCCGGCGACGCCACCCCCCAACAGGUGCGCCAUAACCCCCCACCGCCGCACCUCCCUCUCUCUCUCUCUCUCUCUCUCUCUCUAUUUCUCCGUCCAAUUUUCUCAUUUCCCGGAUCUCCUUCUUCGUCCUCGUUUCCUGCUCCCUCGGUCUGACUCUGCAGCAUCUUACUUCCGACAGGUGCAUAUAUCCAUGGUAGGCGCGGACAAGAUGAGGGUGAGCUGGAUCACCGUGGCAAACGUCCCCUCCACCGUCGACUACGGCACCUCUUCUGGCGUCUACACCAGCUCCGCCUCCGGUUCAUCUUCAAAGUACACGUACAUCUUGUAUACAUCCGGUCGCAUCCACGACGUCGUCAUUGGGCCUCUACUUCCGAGCACCAUCUACUACUACCGCUGCUCCAACGCCACAAAGGAGUUCAGUCUCAAGACCCCACCGGCCCAACUCCCCAUCAAGUUCGCCGUCGUCGGUAAGCCCAUUAUUCCCUUCCUCGUCCUGCGCGUCUCCAAUGAAGAUGGUUUGCUUGGGGCCGGAAUAGGAUUGACUUCGUCAGACUGUGCGGAGCAGGAGAUCCCGGGCAGACCGGGUGGACGAAGACAACGCUUGAUCACGUCGCCGCCUCCGGCUACGACGUGCUGCUCCUCCCCGGGGACCUGUCGUACGCCGACUACUUCCAGAGCCUGUGGGACUCGUUCGGCCUCCUCGUGGAGCCGCUGGCGAGCCAGCGCCCGUGGAUGGUGACCGAGGGGAACCACGAGAUCGAGUGGCUACCGCUGAUCGAGUCCUUCAGGGCCUACAACGCUCGGUGGCGUAUGCCGUACGAGCUGAGUGGCUCCUCCUCCAAUCUCUACUACUCCUUCGACGCCGCCGGCGGAGCGGUGCACGUCAUCAUGCUCGGUUCCUACACGGACUUCGCCGUCGGCACCGCCCAGUACAAUUGGCUCAUUGGCGACCUGGGAAAGAUCAACCGGCAGACGACUCCGUGGGUAGUGGCGCUGAUCCACGCGCCGUGGUACAACACGAACUACGCCCACCAGAAUGAGGGGGAGCCGAUGAGGUUGGCCAUGGAAGGGCUCCUCUACAAAGCCCGCGUCGACGUCGUCUUCGCCGGCCACGUCCACGCCUACGAGCGUUUCGUAAGGGCGAACCCAUCUUCGUCAUCCUCCUCUCGUCGAUCGACGAGGGCACUUAAUGCAUGUUGUGACUUGAUGUGAUUUUGUUGUUUUGGUGGAACUAUUUCAGGACCGAGUAAACCUGAAGCAGCAGGAUAAAUGCGGACCGGUGCACAUCACAGUCGGCGAUGGAGGCAACAGGGAAGGAUUGGCUUCGGCGUGAGUAAUCUGUCAUAUGGCUGCCCAGAGUAUCUGAGUUUUAAUCUUCGAGUUUUCCUAACGUUAGGAUUAAUCUGCAGAUACAUAAGUCCCAAGCCCGCCAUCUCGCUGUUCAGAGAGGCGAGCUUCGGGCACGGCCAGUUCAACGUGGUCAACAUGACUCAUGCCCGGUGGACCUGGCACCGGAACAGCAACGACAUCUCGGUCGUCGGCGACGGUGUCUGGCUGACCAGCCUCGCCGCCACCCCUGGAUGCUCCGGGGUCUAG